CUUUGGCUCCAUCCCCUGCCAGCUUCUCCACUCUUCGGACACCUCCCUAUCUCCAGCAUGACCUGUGGCUUCAACUCCAUGGGCUGUGGAUUUGGCCCCAGGAACUUCAGCUGCGCCUCGGCCUGCGGGCCGCGGCCCGGCCGCUGCUGCAUCACGGCCGCCCCCUACCGGGGCGUCUCCUGCUACCGCGGCCUCACCGGGGGCUUCGGCAGCCAGAGCCUCUGUGGGGCCUUCCGCUCCGGAUCCUGCGGCCGCAGCUUCGGAUACCGCUCGGGCGGCGUGUGCGGGCCCAGCCCACCCUGCAUCACCACCGUGUCGGUCAACGAGAGCCUGCUCACGCCCCUCAACCUGGAGAUCGACCCCCAGGCGCAGUGCGUGAAGCACGAGGAGAAAGAGCAGAUCAAGUGUCUCAACAGCAGGUUCGCCGCCUUCAUCGACAAGGUGCGCUUCCUGGAGCAGCAGAACAAGCUGCUGGAGACCAAGUUUCAGUACUACCAGAACCGCAAGUGCUGCGAGAGCAACCUGGAGCCGCUGUUCGAGGGCUACAUCGAGACGCUGAGGCGGGAGGCCGAGUGCGUGGAGGCCGACAGUGGGAGGCUGGCCUCAGAGCUCAACCACGUGCAGGAGGUGAUGGAGGGCUACAAGAAGAAGUAUGAAGAAGAAGUCGCACUUCGGGCCACAGCGGAGAAUGAGUUUGUGGCUUUAAAGAAGGACGUGGACUGCGCCUACCUCCGCAAGUCAGACUUGGAGGCCAACGCGGAGGCCCUGACCGAGGAGAUCGACUUCCUGCGGCGACUGUAUGAGGAGGAGAUCCGCGUCCUCCACGCCCACAUCUCAGACACCUCGGUCGUCGUCAAGAUGGACAACAGCCGGGACCUGAACAUGGACUGCGUCAUUGCCGAGAUCAAGGCUCAGUAUGACGACAUCGCCAGCCGCAGCCGGGCUGAGGCCGAGUCCUGGUACCGCACCAAGUGUGAGGAGAUGAAAGCCACAGUGAUCCGUCACGGGGAGAUGCUGCGCCGCACCAAGGAGGAGAUCAACGAGCUGAACCGCAUGAUCCAGAGGUUGACUGCCGAAGUCGAGAACGCCAAGUGCCAGAACACCAAGCUGGAGGCUGCAGUGACCCAGUCGGAGCAGCAGGGUGAGACAGCCAUCAGCGAUGCCCGCUGCAAGCUGGCUGAGCUGGAGGCCGCCCUGCAGAAGGCCAAGCAGGACAUGGCCUGCCUGCUCAAGGAGUACCAGGAGGUGAUGAACUCCAAGCUGGGCCUGGACAUCGAGAUCGCCACCUACAGGCGCCUGCUGGAGGGCGAGGAGCAGAGGCUGUGUGAAGGUGUUGGAUCUGUGAAUGUCUGUGUCAGCAGCUCCCGGGGCGGAGUCGUCUGUGGGGACCUCUGCGUGUCCGGCUCCCGACCGGUGACGGGCAGCCCCUGCACUGCGCCUUGCAGCGGGAACCUGGCCGUGAGCACCGGCAUGUGCGCACCCUGCUGCCAGCUCAACACCACCUGUGGGGGGGGCUCCUGCGGCCUAGGGAGGUGUUAGGCUGCCCCAAAAGAGAGCCAGAGAAGCCUCUCCCGCCUGCCAAAUGUGUCA
This is a messenger RNA of Miniopterus natalensis, 1590 nucleotides long. Its product is annotated as keratin, type II microfibrillar, component 7C. Gene Ontology annotation, biological process: keratinization; intermediate filament organization. Lineage: Eukaryota; Metazoa; Chordata; Mammalia; Chiroptera; Miniopteridae. Gene Ontology annotation, cellular component: keratin filament. Gene Ontology annotation, molecular function: structural constituent of skin epidermis. The record is from RefSeq and is a predicted model, not a curated record.